AUGUCGACUUCGAACACAGACGCCGAUGUCGCCUUGCCGCAUGCCUCAUUGCUCGCAUACUUCCGUGGCCCAUCAGCUGUUCAAAAAGUGACCGAUAGCGGUAUCCUAUCCAGUGACAACAGCCAUGGUACCAACGCGCACCAACUGCUCCAUCCGCCGACCGAUGACGAUGACGACGACGAAGAGUCGAGAAUAGGCUUCUGGGGCGAAGUGGAUGGACCUACCAGCUCGUCUGGAUCAUACUCAUUCGGCGAAAGCAGAUCAGCUUGGCGAGGAGCAGCCGCCUUCUGCUGUCUUUGGUGUGCAUUCUCGGUCAUGAUCCUCGGCGCCUUUAGCCUCUAUUUCGCUGUCAACCUUGUCCUCGGCCACUACGGACUGGGUACUGGGAUGGCGGAGUGGGUCAUGUACAGACAACAGCUCCCACCGAGCAACAUCCGCGGCGCCUGGCAUUACCUGAAGGCAAGCACCGACAACCGUUGCACUACUGAUACCAUCGACUUCAUUCUCAAUCCAAAGGAAGCAUGGAAGGUUCAGCCAGAUGCGAUUCUGCUCGUGAAGGACGACGUGUCAUACCUGGAUCAGCGUGAACAGACUCGGGCACCCGCUAUCUCCCGAGAAGAACCACAAGCUCCUAAGCUGGGUGACGAUGUUGCAGAAGAGGGUCAAUUGGGCCGAACAGUUUGA
This is a messenger RNA of Alternaria metachromatica, 684 nucleotides long. RefSeq lists its product as uncharacterized. Lineage: Eukaryota; Fungi; Ascomycota; Dothideomycetes; Pleosporales; Pleosporaceae. The record is from RefSeq and is a predicted model, not a curated record. The transcript has 2 exons. The coding region runs from base 1 to 684 and encodes 227 amino acids.